CUCAGUCCCAAGACUGAAUCAGUAAUGAUAUUGAUCAUUUGACCAAGUUUCACUCUGUUACCUCCAGUGUGCUCGCCCUGUCAACGUGCUUGUCACUCUUCUUUCACCAGGGCGUCCCCUCCUUGUGCACCCAAUCACCCGCAAUACGAUGUGACAUGGCGCCCUCCCAGUGCACAUCAUCCCCCCCACAUCCGGUUGGACAGUCAGCUCCCGUCAGCCACAACGACAGAUGAGGUUGAAAAUAGCAGCGGGAGCCCGUCGUCGUCAAUAAAGAGGCUGAAAAUCCGGGGAACGCCCGCUGUAUGGGUGUGGUUGCGAUGACCGGCCUCUACCCUCACAAACCACGUCGUAUUGAAGUACGUGUACACGAUACGUGGCCAUGGGAACAAAAAUAGAUUGUGCCGCACGUUGCCGCUCGAGUGGGAAUAUGACCAGCCAGGCUAUAUAUCGCGACGCCUCCGAGCCUCCAUCUCCCCUUGACCUCAACCCAUCACCACCACCACCAGCACCACUACGACGAAGCCUAUCCUACCCUACGUGAAACGCCAACCUCUCUAUCCUCCUACGUACCCGGCAUCAUGCGCAGCUACACCCUCCUUUCCCUCGGUGCCCUGGCAUCUGCGGCAACAUUCGACGUCAACGUCGGCCAAAAUGGCUUCACAUAUUCUCCCGACACUGUCAAGGCUGCGGUCGGCGACACGGUGAACUUCCACUUCUACCCGGGUGACCACACCGUCACACAAUCCCCCUUCGACAGCCCAUGCCAACCAGUUUCGGGCAAUGCCAUCAACUCUGGCGUCAUCAACUCGAACUCGGGCCAGGCGAGCACGAUGUUCUCCAUGAGAGUGAACUCCACCGACCCAUUAUGGCUGUACUGUGGCCAGGUCGGGCACUGUGCCGCAGGAAUGGCCAUGGUCAUUAACCCGCCAUCGAAUGGCAACACUCUUGCCGCCUACCAAAAAGCCGCCAGCGGCCAGUCGGGCCAAAUCCCGUCCAGCGUCUUCGGGGGCGUCAUCGUCGCCAACGUGGACAACGCCGGCGCCAGCUCCAACGCCAGCAGCAGCUCUUCCGGCUCAUCCUCGAGCUCCAGCGCCUCGGGCUCCUCGUCUGCCACCAACUCCGCGACUACGACCGCGACCACCACGACUGCUGCAGCCUCGACGACCAACACCGCCGCCUCGGCCCAGUCGACAAGCAACGCCGCUUCCUCGAGCUUUGGUGUCAUGACUCUGGAGUGGUCCCUUGUGGGCACCCUGCUGGCUCCCGCCGUAGCAUACCUGUUCUCGUGAACGGCGUCGUUACAAACGGGAGAGGGCAGAGCAACGUCUGAUUUUAUGUUGAGUCAGAGACACGCCCCCCUCGGCGCUCGGUGCUUUUCAACGACAAUAGACGCUUGAUGGCACAAUUGACUGGACAGAAGAGCGCAUUGCUCGCAACACAAAAGCGCAAAAGUUCACAGGAAGAUGCUCGCCGAGGGCCGGGGAUCAUUUGGCCGCAAAGAGUUUGCGGCCCUAGCCAGAUUGUUGUUAUUUUGUACCGAUCACGAUAAUCAAUUAGACCAUGCAUGUACAACCCAACGUUUUCGUUCAUGUAAUUCCAUUUUCUCCUCCG
This is a messenger RNA of Cladophialophora immunda, 1611 nucleotides long. RefSeq lists its product as uncharacterized. The coding region runs from base 579 to 1289 and encodes 236 amino acids. Lineage: Eukaryota; Fungi; Ascomycota; Eurotiomycetes; Chaetothyriales; Herpotrichiellaceae. The transcript is spliced from 3 exons. The record is from RefSeq and is a predicted model, not a curated record.